This is a messenger RNA of Aphanomyces astaci, 1465 nucleotides long. RefSeq lists its product as hypothetical. Bases 20 to 1411 code for a protein of 463 amino acids. The transcript has 5 exons. Lineage: Eukaryota; Oomycota; Saprolegniomycetes; Saprolegniales; Verrucalvaceae. Gene Ontology annotation, molecular function: protein binding. The record is from RefSeq and is a predicted model, not a curated record.
AUUUUUGGGUAGAUCUCGCAUGAGCACUAGACGCCGCAACAUCCGCUUCGAGGAGUAUGCGUCGACGGGUGCCGUGACGAAUGUUGUCGUGGCUAGUACCCUUGAGCGUGUAGCGCCAUCCAAGGCUCCUGCUCGAUUCGCCGCGUCUUCAUCUCACAAAGACAAUGACGCGUACCUGGCUGCAUUUGACAGCGACCCUCGACUGCCUCGACUAAACGCCCAAGCCGAGAAUGACGACCCCAGCACGGCAAAGGCCGUGUCACCGCCACUCCCUGCAUUACUGGCACCUUCCACAAAGGCUAGCGCCGCUAUCGACGGAUCUGCGCGAGCACCAUGGCUUCGCGGACCAAGUGAUCCAUCCGGCCGGGUCGAUUCGGUGUCGAGUCAGCCGCUCACAUGCAUGAGUUUGGCGCCAGGCGGCUCGGAAGUGGUCGUUGGCAGCUGUGACCAUGCCUUGUACAUCAUUCCACUACAGCGCCAACCGUCCAAGGCCCGGGGUGGUGGCAGUAGUGGCGUUCGAACCCUGUAUUCCAAGACCAGUGGACAUGGCGAAUGGGUGACAGCCGUGGCGCAUCUGCCAGAUGGCCGAGUGGUGUCGGGCGGCAUGGACAGCAAGUUAUGUUUGUGGGAGGGAAACCAUCGCUGCGAAGAUCUGACAGGACACUCGGGAUCCAUCUCCGUCGUCCGAACGUUUGCCGAGAAUUGGAUCGUCAGCGCCAGCUACGACAAAACGUAUCGGCUGUGGGACGGGGCGAUGGGACGGCGGGCGGCAAGCGGGCGCGAACGCCACUGCCUCAAGGGCCACGACGCGCCCAUUUUGGACUUUUCCAUUUGGGGAAAUCGCCUCAUUGGUGGAGACCGCAACGGCUCGGUGCUGGUCUUUGACCUGUCGCAACAUGCGGCGGAGCGAAAGGCCAAGGGGGUUCACACCGGGCAUUGUACGGCCGUGUUGGGCAGCCAGCACAGCCCCGAGCUUGCCUUUAGUGGCGGCCAAGACGGCCUGUUGCGGCUGUGGGAUGCUCGAGCCAAGGACGCCGCCGUCACCGUGUCAGUCCACGCCAGCCAACGCGGCACCGGCGCAGUGAGUUUUAUCAAAGAUACAGCGACCAUGGAGCACGUGGUCGCGACGGGUGGAGCCGACGGUAAAGUGCAAGUGGUCGACGUCCGCAGCGCCAACGUCCGGGCCACGUUUACCGAGCACACGACGUUCAUCUACUCGUUGCAUGUGGACCACGACCUGUGCUUUAGCGGCAGUGGAAGCGGCAUGCUCCUAGUCCAUGACCUCCGCACCGACGCCUUGCGCUAUGGCCUGGGCGCCAACCAGGCCGCCGUGCGCGGCAUCUGCACCACGGCCAACGCGCUCGCGGCUGCAGGGGAUGACGGUGGCGUGCUGGUGUACAAUAUGACGUAAACAAAAGACUAAAUGAAUCAAAUGAACAGAGGCGUCGACUUGUUUUGAACGGGA